AUGACCGACCCAAACCCAACCUUCAACACAGAGCGCCAUGUCAAAUACUACCUCCGAUGCCUGAAAACCUUCCUCCCGUCCGCCUAUACUUCCAAUGACUCUAAUCGCAUGCUCCUCGCCUACCUGACGCUCUCGGGAUUAGACGUGCUCGGCGUUCUCCAGAGCAAAACCACACCGGAAGAAAAACAAGGGUACAUCGACUGGCUCUACCACUGCCAGGUGCCCUCGGGCGGAUUCCGUGGCUUCCCAGGCACAGACUUUGGACCAGAAAAGCGAAAUAAGGAUAAUGAAGCUUGGGAUCCAGCUAAUGUCCCCGCGACAUUCUUUGCGCUAGUCAACUUGCUCAUCCUCGGGGAUGACCUGUCGCGUGUCAAGCGACGGGGGUGUCUUGAGUGGCUUCCCAAAGUCCAACGCGCCGAUGGAAGCUUCGGUGAACUUGUCGGUCCUGAGGGGCGUGUAGGGGGGCUCGCGUGCCAGACGUACGACGGUGGCAUGGCUGAGUCUCCUUUCUGUGAAUCGCAUAGUGGGCAUACUUAUUGCGCGGUUGGCUCUCUAGACUUCUUGCGCCGGACCUCUAAUGAUCUAAAACCGCCCUUACUAUCGGCAGGCUCCGAUCAAUUCGAGGCUUUGAUUACAUGGCUGGCUUCGAGGCAAACAACGCAGCUAGAGGAACCCCACGAGGAUGAGGAUGAUGAACAGCUUGAGGUGGCAGAGACGGGAUCUCUCGACGAUAGAGUCCGCGGGUUACCCAAUGUUCAACCCAUCGAGGCUGACACAAUAUCAUGCGCCGGGUUCAACGGCCGAUGCAAUAAAUACGCAGACACAUGCUAUUCAUUCUGGAAUGGAGCGACACUGAUGAUGCUGGAUCAGUAUUCCGUGGUCGAUGAAGUUCGCAAUCGUCGAUACUUGCUCGAAAAGACCCAACAUCUUGUCGGUGGGUUUGGGAAGGGGCCCGGGGAUCCUCCUGACCUUCUUCACUCAUACUUUGGCAUGGUGUCCCUGGCUUUCCAGGGUGAGGCGGGACUCAGCCCCGUUGAUCCCACGAUGGGUUCCAGUGAACGUACAGUGCGACAUCUUGAAUCGCUGCCGUGGUGGCGAUGA
Molecule: messenger RNA, 1101 nt
Organism: Penicillium concentricum
Lineage: Eukaryota; Fungi; Ascomycota; Eurotiomycetes; Eurotiales; Aspergillaceae
Gene: cdc43
Product: protein geranylgeranyltransferase type I subunit CDC43
Exons: 6
Coding region: 1-1101 (366 amino acids)
Biological process (GO): protein geranylgeranylation
Cellular component (GO): CAAX-protein geranylgeranyltransferase complex
Molecular function (GO): CAAX-protein geranylgeranyltransferase activity
Source: RefSeq, a predicted model, not a curated record